UUUUAAUUAACGAUAGUAAAAGCGGACAAGGACACGACUUGAUUUACGGCAGUCUCGAUCAUGGCUGCUAAGCAUGCUUAUUUGUUAGCUACGAAAUUUCAUCCUUCCAGAUCACUUUUUAGGGCAUUUUCUUCCCAGUCAAACAAAUGCCAGGAUAUUUUAACAAUACCAUUAUCGUCCCCUGUGCCUCAUGUUCCUGAUGGGAAAUAUGCUAGGGUAUCAGGUGAAAAGCAAGAGACUAAAGUUUCAGUUCUGGCAAAUGGUCUGCGAGUAGCAUCUCAAGAUAAAUUUGGUCAAUUUUGUACAGUUGGUGUGGUUAUAAACUCUGGCUCUCGAUAUGAAGUGGCUUACCCAAGUGGCAUCUCACAUUUUACUGAGAAGAUGGCUUUUAUGUCAACUGCCAAAUUCAAAAACCGAGAUGAUAUUCUACAGGAACUUGAGAAACAUGGUGGAAUCAGUGAUUGUCAAGGUUCCAGAGACACACUAAUAUAUGCCAUGUCAGCUAAAACUGCCAGUCUUCCAUCUGUUAUUGAUAUUCUGUCAGAAGUGGUUUUAAAACCAAGACUUACACAGGACGAGUUGGAAGAUGUUAGGUGUAUGAUCAACUUUGAACUUGAAUCUUUAAAUAUGAAACCAGAACCAGAACCACUGUUAAUGGAAUAUAUCCAUUCUGCUGCUUUUCAAAAUAAUACUUUAGGUCUGCCAAAGAUUUGCCCAAGUGAAAAUGUUUCCAUCAUUAACAAAGAAUUACUCUAUACAUAUCUUCACAAUCAUCAUACACCUGACCGUAUGGUACUGGCUGGUGUUGGUAUGGACCAUGAGGCUCUAGUAGCUUUAGCAGAAGAAUAUUUCCUCAGUGUUACGCCUUCCUGGAGUGAAGACAUGUCUUUAAUUAAACCCACCAAUGGUGCAGACAAAUCUAUAGCACAGUACACUGGAGGCCUUGUCAAGGUAAAUCUCACAUUCCUACAGCUUAGAAUCUCAUUUCUUUCAUUUAUGAAAUACAACUCUUAUAUCAGUGAAAUAAUUGAAUAUGGUAUUAAAAUGGGAGGUGGAGGUUCGUUUUCAGCUGGUGGCCCUGGAAAAGGCAUGUACACACGACUCUACCUCAAUGUUUUGAAUAAACAUCAUUGGAUGUUCAAUGCUACAGCCUAUAACCAUGCUUACGAUGACACUGGUCUGUUUUGUAUUCAUGCCAGUGCACAUCCAUCACAACUGCGCCAUGUUGUUGAAGUCAUUGUUCGAGAAAUGGUUCUAACUGCUGGUUCAGUAAGUGAGGAGGAAUUAAAUCGAGCCAAGACUCAACUCCAGUCUAUGUUAAUGAUGAAUUUGGAAGCUCGUCCUGUUGUCUUUGAAGAUGUAGCACGUCAAGUUUUAGCAAACGAUCACCGCAAACCACCUCAGUAUUUUUACGAUGAAAUCAGCAAAAUCACUGCUCAAGAUAUCCAGCGUGCAGCUUCUCGAAUGCUUACCAGCAGACCAGCAAUAGCAGCAUAUGGCUCUCUGAAUAAACUGCCAAAUUAUGAAGAUAUCCAAGAAGCUCUUUUAACUAAAAAUGGACGAAUGACACAGAGAUUUUCAUUAUUCCGUUAAUGCUUUCCAAUAAAUCACCCAGUUUUUCUCUCAGGACUUUCUUAAAAUUGGCAUUAACCAAUUGACAAAAAACAUAGAGCAAAGAAAGAUAUUUAUAGACAGGCUGUUUUGAUUUAUUAAAUUGUGAUAUAUUCUAA
Molecule: messenger RNA, 1730 nt
Organism: Octopus bimaculoides (California two-spot octopus)
Lineage: Eukaryota; Metazoa; Mollusca; Cephalopoda; Octopoda; Octopodidae
Product: mitochondrial-processing peptidase subunit alpha
Cellular component (GO): mitochondrion
Molecular function (GO): metal ion binding
Source: RefSeq, a predicted model, not a curated record